This is a messenger RNA of Gigantopelta aegis, 2669 nucleotides long. RefSeq names its product toll-like receptor 4. Gene Ontology annotation, biological process: toll-like receptor signaling pathway; inflammatory response; immune response. Gene Ontology annotation, cellular component: membrane. Bases 1 to 2577 code for a protein of 858 amino acids. Gene Ontology annotation, molecular function: protein binding; transmembrane signaling receptor activity. The transcript has a single exon. Lineage: Eukaryota; Metazoa; Mollusca; Gastropoda; Neomphalida; Peltospiridae. The record is from RefSeq and is a predicted model, not a curated record.
AUGGCACCCAAGUACUCCGUGUUUCUAUUCUACUUGGUUCUGUCUUGGACCGCAAAACAGUGUAUAGCUGAUGGAGUUGAUUGCUGCGAGGUUUGUUCUUGUGUCUUUAAUUCUCUGCAUUCGGGAACCAUUGUGAAUUGCCACAACAAGGGACUAUCGUCAGUUCCAUCCAAUAUUCCCCUGAACACAUACGACUUAGAUUUAUGCAAAAACAGACUGAAUGCUGUUCGUAAUUACUCUUUCACUGGAUUGAAGUCGCUUCGAUUCCUUAACCUAAGUAUGAAUAAGAUAACCUUGCUUGAGAAAAAUGCAUUCACUGGGUUGGACAAUUUGCGUGUUUUGCGUCUCAAUCAAAAUAUCCUCUUAAUGAACUAUACGACGUACCCUGAAAUGGUAUUUCUCCCUUUGCGUGGACUGCAAGAAUUGUACAUUGAAGAUAAUUUUGAUAAAACUGAGGGAGAGUAUGCCGACAAAAUAUUUAAACCUCUGCGAGAACUUAAGAUCUUACAACUAGACACGUUCUCGAGUCCAACAUUUGGCGAAGGAUUUACUCAUCUUAAGCAUCUUCGCCGGUUACUAAUAGGUGGAAGUCGUUUUAUAUGUCCAAUGACUAGACUGAAAAAUAAUACAUUUAAUGCUUUUCGUGCAGCACCUUUAGACGAAUUGGUUAUGUACUAUUGUAACCUUCACCUGCUCGAAGCUGGCUCCUUUCAGUUUUUCCCAUACCUCUCGAUUUUGAAAUUACCUGUAAACAGAGUUGGAGUUAAAAACGUGCUUCGCUCACUGGACACUCUUAGAAGUAGAAAUAUGACUGAAAUAAACAUAUCCAAAGUUCGAUUUGAAUCGCAAAAGACAGAUUUAUUACGGAUUAACGAUUCAAUAUUGACGACUGAUGUAAUUCGGUAUUUAGCCAACAUAUGUGUUACCAAGAUAGAUUUAUCACGAAACGGGUUGAUUUUGAUUGAUUUAAAGUUGCUAAUAGAUGAACGCUUUCCGUUUCGAAAAUGCAUAGAAUAUAUUGAUUUAUCGUUUAACCGACUAGAUCAAAAUGCAAUGUUUCUAAUGAAUAACCUUCGCAGUUUCUCCAACCUUCGCAUUCUAGAUAUUUCACAGCAGUUUCAAAAAUAUAAGCUUCAAAAACAUGAUACAGUUUCAGAAAUCCAACAAGAACUAACGUCAUCUCUGCCAGACCAUCGCGAAAACUACAUUAAGCAAAACCCACACUACUUUCUAACACUCCCGCCAAAGUUGGAGAAGUUUUAUAUCGGAAAUGCUAAGGGAAGUACGGGACAAAGCAGCACCUCAUUUAAUGGCAACACAACAGUCAUCAAUGGUUCUACGCUGCGAGAAUGGGACGUAUCAUUUAUGGGGAUACAUGAUUUCACAGGAACAAUUUUAGGAUUACAAAACCUUCAGAAACUGGAUAUAUCGGGAAAUGAUGGAACACGUUUCUCAGAGUUAUUUUUUGAUACAUUUCCAAGUAUUCAAUACCUCAGUCUAAACGAUAUGUCGAUAGGAAAUGAUUUUGUCUUCUGGCACGGAAGACGAUUAUUUAAGAAUUUAGCCAAACUGAAAAGUCUUCAUCUGGCUAACAAUAACCUUCGCCUUCUUCCUCGUGAUAUUUUUGUCGACAACAUAAACCUUGAACAUCUUGAUUUGUCUUUUAACAGGUUUCAGUCUCUGCCUUUAAAAAUAAUUAAUCUAAAUGCGUUGACGUCUAUUGUUAUGACAUUUAACUCCAUUAGUUACCUUAACAAAGAAGUACGAGAUGCCCUCGAUAUGAAAACAAUUUCAAAUCCUGUCCAUAUUUAUUUAGAUGGUAAUGUGUUUGCGUGUGGAUGUGAAAGUAGGAGUUCAAUAAUGUGGCUGUUUGAAACCAACGUUGUUCUUGACAACAAGGGCAACUACAGCUGUAUUUCAGAACACGGUUUGGUUAUUACAACAUCUGCUAUGAUAGACCAAAUUGAGCUGUUAUUCAGGACGUGUUCUGGAAAAUUGUGGUUGUUUAUUGGUUUCUGCGGCUUAACUUUGAUGUUAGCUACUUUCUUGUCUGUCAUGCUAAUUAGUCGACUCAAGACACGAAUUAUUUACUGGAUUUUUAAAGUAUUGGGUCAUAAUGUCGAGAUCCCUAAACGAAACGACUUUGAAUAUGAUCUGUUUGUUCUUCAUGCUGAUUCUGAAUACCAGUGGCCUUGUUACACUAUGAGGUCAAAUCUGGAGGAAGACCCACGAAGGAACAUCCGACUCUGCCUCAAAGAGAGAAACAUUCUACCAGGUGGAGCAAAGGCUGAGGAUAUCGUUGAAUGCCUUUACUCUAGCUGGAAAUCUGCUAUAAUUCUUACCCCAGAAUUUGUAGCUGAUGAAUGGUGUAUUUUUGCUAUGAGAACAGCCAUUUUUUCCAUAUCCACCCAGAUGCCAAGUCGAGUUAUUAUCCUUUGGGAAGAAAGCAUGACUGUACAGCUAGUUCCUGAAGAAUUGCUCGCUGUGUUGGAUGAACGAAGCAUCAUACGGUUUUCCUGGCAUGUGGACAACGAUGAUAGAUUUUGGCAUGACCUAUAUAAGAUGAUUAUUGACUGACCAUUGACUAUUCACAUUGCUAACUUAAUCACAAUUACUGUACGAUGUCUCAAUAUGUUUAUUAAUUUUUAAUAUAACAAAUGGAGAAUGUU